This is a messenger RNA of Naegleria fowleri, 663 nucleotides long. RefSeq lists its product as uncharacterized. Bases 1 to 663 code for a protein of 220 amino acids. Lineage: Eukaryota; Heterolobosea; Eutetramitea; Acrasida; Naegleriidae. The transcript is spliced from 2 exons. The record is from RefSeq and is a predicted model, not a curated record.
AUGUCAUCGGCAGCAACAAAACCAAUUUAUGGGUCUCUUCCAACAACGGAGGAGCAAAAACAACAUUUGAUUCGGAUCAAAGAGGCCCAAGAAUAUCUUGCAAGUCACAGAGUGAAAGAAAUUUAUUCAAAAUUGGUGUAUGAGUUGGUUGUAAAUAGGCCAAAUCAUGCAGUUCCUUUCAUGAUUGAAAGGUUAAAGGAAAUUAAAGAGAUCGGACUAGAUAAACCAAGGCAACCAAAGCCUAGACUAAUUUCUGUUGUCACCGAUUGUAAAGACGAUUUUGAAAUCAAUCAAGCCAUUAAACAUGCAGCAACAGAUUUCAACAUGAAAAUUAUGAACACAAAGAAUUUUGCAAACAACCAAGAACUAAAAUCAGAUUUGGAAGAAUAUAUGGAGGUGUCUAAUUAUAGAGAUUUUCUGAUGCUUCAUUCACCUUCUAAUAUUGCAGAACUAAUUAAAAUGGAGGAAGAAAUUAUAGAGUUUGACAUGUGCAUCUAUUUUCAGGAUACUUCUCUACCUCCUAGUCCUGUAGUUUCGGAUCUGCAAAUUGUUCUUCAAUACUUUGAGGCCGUUGGAAAAUUUAAUGUUAUUCGAGUAACAAAAGACACGGAGGAAGAAAAGAUAUUUGAAGCUUUAAAAAACAUCAUCCAUCCUAAACUUUGA